AUGUCCAGCGUUCGAUUGAACUGGGCCAUGGCGCUGCUCCAAAGCCGCGAGCCACCGGAGCUGGGCGGCGAUGGACCCUCUUCGCUCUGGUGCCACCAGAAGUGCCUCUUCGAAUCCCCCAAUGGAUCGUACAAUUUCCACUUUUUCUUGCCAGAGGGUUUGACCGAGUUUGCAAAUCUCCUACGCGAAGAGUUCCUACAAAGUUUCGAAGACGGGGAACUUUCGGAACCUAGUUCAACCUUCCAAUUUCUGGCCCAAUUCUUGAGAUACAUUACCGGUCGAAAGGCUGCGAAACUCGACGCGCCUACGAGAGAGGUUUUCAUAGUUGCACUAGAUAAGUUCGAAAAUGAGUACCUACGCGGCGAGAACAUCCACACCUGUGUCGCAGCGAUGUCAGACGCGGAGCCCGCCAGCAGGAGAGAAAUCAUCAGAUCCUACUACGAGGCCAUGCAUCUCAUGGAGCACCCUUUUGGCGCUGCCCCACCGCCAAUAUUCUCAGAAGACAAUUCGACAUUCUUUGUGUUCGGAGGACAGGGAAAUACACAACAAUACUUCGAUGAAUUGAGGGAUCUCUACGGGACAUAUGGCUGCCUCCUUGACGAAGCUUUGAACUUUGCGUCGGAGAUUUUUGAAAGAGUGCUCGGCGACGAGACAACGAAUGACCAAUACCCUCACGGCCUGGACUUCCUCACAUGGUUACGCAAGCCGGAGACCACCCCCGAGCGUGAUUACCUGCUUUCAGCACCCGUCAGCUUCCCAUUGAUCGCGGUGCUUCAGCUCGCCAGCUUCUAUGUUAAGUGCAAGCUCUGGCAACUUAACCCUGGAGAAGUUGUUCAAAAAUUGCACGGCUUGACAGGGCACAGUCAGGGGAUUAUUGUAGCGGUUGCUCUUGCGACGUGUGAAACCUUCGAAGAUUUCCAAGGGGCGUCAAAGUCCGUAUUGAUAGCCCUUUUCUAUACUGGCUGCCGAAGUCAACAAGCUUUUCCUGGGAAAACGUCAUGGCAAAAGAUGGUUGAAGAGCGGUCGGCAGACCCAAAAGAUGACCCAACGCCUAUGAUGAAUAUAUUGCAUCUGCCCCGAGCAGAAGUCGAGUCGCAAAUCCGCUCAUUCAACCAGAACGUUGCAUGGGAUCAGGAAGUCUAUAUGGCGCUAGUAAAUGGCCCCUCGAAUAUCGUCGUCGGCGGCGCUCCAGAGUCGCUACGAAAUUUUACAGCAUUCAUCCAAAGACUUCGAGAACCGAAGUCCAAAACUCAGCCUCAGAGCGGUAAAUCCUUCACUACGCGAUACCUGCCCAUAUCCUGCCCUUUCCAUACGCCCUACCUUACAGAGGCUGCUCUAGCUGUUGAAGGAGACAUGAAGAAGUACAAUAUCUCAAUCAUGCCACGCAACCUGUUGAUUCCGGUAUACGACAGCAAGACUGGUCGGGAUCUCCGUGAAGCAGAAGAGGAAGCCUUACUCCCAAUGCUUACGAGAGCGAUCACCACCGAGGUAGUCGAUUGGCCAUCGGCAACCAAAUUUCCCAAUCGCUCUUAUAUCAUUGACUUCGGGCCUGGCGGUACUUCAGGCGUGGGAACCCUCAUGCAUAGGAUGAAAGAGGGAAGAGGUACUCGAAUUAUUUUGGCUGGACCGCUUCAGGGCGCACUAGCGCACGUGGGCUACAAAGCUGAACUGUUCGAGAGCUCUGAAACCUUCACUAAGAAGACAGUCGACUGGCUGCGGGACUGGGCGCCAUCUUUGCUCGCUGACGCGUCGGGGAGGACGAUAGUUAGCACUAAGAUGAGCCAGCUCCUUGGAGUGCCGCCGCUCAUGGUUGCAGGAAUGACUCCUACUACUGUACACCCUGAUUUUGUCGCCGCAGUCAUCAACGCAGGCUACCACGUCGAGCUGGCUGCCGGAGGCCACCCCAGCGAACAAUCACUCGUCAAGGCUAUCACUACCAUUGAGAAGUCAAUCACAACCGGGAAAGGGAUCACCAUCAACCUGAUUUAUUCGGCACCAAGAGCCAUCCAAUGGCAGAUCCCCUUGAUCAAGAGUCUUGUUCAAAAAGGCCAUUUGAUUGAAGGCAUUACGCUAGGCGCGGGAGUUCCAUCACUUGAAAUAGCAACGGGCUAUAUCGAGGAACUCGGACUAAAACACAUCGGCUUCAAACCGGGAUCGGUAGAUGCAAUCCAGCAGGUGCUUACAAUUGCGAAAGCACACCCCAACUUCCCGAUCUUAUUGCAGUGGACAGGAGGACGUGGUGGAGGCCAUCACUCCACGGAAGACUUCCACGCACCAAUGUUGCAAACAUAUUCGAGUAUCAGACGAUGCACCAACAUCAUCCUGAUUGCCGGCAGCGGUUUCGGUGGAGCCGAGGAUACAUAUUCAUAUCUGACAGGAUCAUGGUCGGAGAGGUUUGAGCAAUCUCGUAUGCCAUUCGACGGCUGCCUCUUCGGAAGUCGAAUGAUGGUCGCAAAAGAGGCGCAUACUUCUCUAGCAGCGAAACAGACCAUCGCCGCCACGGAAGGCGUCGAAGAUGCAUUCUGGCGGUCUGGUAAAGGCAUCAUUACUGUUAAAUCGGAGAUGGGACAGCCUAUCCACAAAAUCGCCACUCGUGGAGUGCAGCUAUGGGCUGAGAUGGAUAAGAAGAUCUUCUCGCUCGAGAAGAGCAAGCAGCUUGUCGUGAUCAAGCACCAACGGAGUUCCAUCAUUGAGCGCCUCAACAAAGAUUUCCAGAAGGUUUGGUUCGGCUACGACUUCGAAGCCGGCAAAUCCGGAGAACUUAAAGAUAUGUCGUAUGCAGACGUAGCCAGACGCAUGAUCGACUUGCUGUACCUCAAGAAGAGCUCCCAAUGGAUCGAUGACUCCUAUAUCCGGAUACUUGGAGAUUUCGUCCGCCGCGUCGAAGAGCGUUUACCUCUGUCACGAUCAGAGCUUUCCAAGCCCAUCUUUAGAAGCUAUGAUGACUUCAAGGACCCGGCCAAAGCUAUGCGCACUCUGGUAGAAGCCUACGGAGAGAGCAAAAUACAGCUCAUCAGCCAAGAGGAUCAAGAGUAUUUCCUCUCAAUCUGUCGAAGAUCGGGUCAGAAGCCGGUUACAUUCAUCCCCGUGCUGGAUGCAAGCUUCGAGUCCUGGUUCAAGAAAGAUUCGCUGUGGCAGUCCGAGAACAUAGAAGCGGUCAUCGAUGGUGAUAUACAGCGAUGUUGUAUUCUCCAGGGACCCGUUUCCGUGACCUAUUCCACCCCAGACAACAUUAAUCAACCCGUAAAAUCCGUUCUGGAUCAGAUCAGCAGUGCUCACGUCAAAACGAUGCUCGACGAAUUCUACAACGGUGACCAGCAAGCUGUUCCGGUUGCUGAAUUCUUUGGCCACCAGGCCUCCGAUACUACAUCGGAAGACGGCAUUCAAGUUAUCCCCGCGCCCGAAUUCACUGCAUACAACAUUCCCUUCAACGCGCAGAACAUCCCAUCAUCCGAGGCGUGGUUCAACAUUCUUGCCGGCAAGGAGCUCUCUUGGAGAUAUGCAGUCUUUAAAAGUCCAACAAUCACGAGUGGAGACGAAGUGAUUCCUAAUCCUAUACGUCAAGCAUUCACGCCAUUAAAGGGUUGUUCCGUGCUCAUCACAAACGACUCCGGAAGCGGCAAUAUCUCCAUCACUAUGAGUAGCAAUAAUGACGGUCAAACGGAUGCAUCGAUCGUUACCAGCGAAUCGGGAAAGAAAAUCACGCUUCGCUUGGUAUGCCACGAGAACGCGCUGAAGGAGCCACUGCCGCUCGAAUUCUAUUUCAGGUAUCACCCGGAGCUACCCCAUUCGUUGCUACGUGAAGAUGUUGAAGGUCGCGAAGAGCGGAUUCGCAGCUUCUACGACACGCUCUGGUUUGGUAAGGGAGAGGAUGUCGAGGAGGUCGUCAUUACCAAAGGCCUCGUCGAGAAGUUCUUGCAAACUAUUGGCGGUGGUAUGCGAGGGCUUGACCGAGAUUCGUUGGUACCAAUGGACCUGGCGAUCGUGGUCGGUUGGAAAGCGAUAAUGAAGUCCCUCCUCUUCGUGAAAGGGGAUCUCUUGAAGCUAGUCCACCUUUCUAACGAGUAUCGAAUGUACCCCGGAGUCGGUCCAUUGAUGAUUGGAGACAAAACUGAGAGCUCUGCGAAAACGACUGCCAUUACAGUCCAAGAGACUGGGAAGGUGGUCUCGGUCUGCUGUGCCAUUACUAGAGAUGGUGCUCCCGUGAUGGAUGUUACAUCAGAGUUCUUCUAUCGCGGGACAUAUACCGAUCGCUCGGAUGCAUUCCAAGAUAUCAAGGAAGAGAUAAGAGAGGUUGACCUCAGCACAAACAGCCAUGUCAACCUUCUGAUGUCGAAAGCCUGGAUGUCAUUCUACCACCCUGACACCACAGAGACUCUCUGCGGCAAGACCCUAAGCUUUGAGCUCAAUACUUUCUCCUCGUCAAGUCACCUCCGAACAACUGGAAAAGUCUUUGCCAGCUCAUCAUCUUCAAGAGAUCCUAUCGAAAUCGGCACCGUGGAGUACGACUCUCUUACCUCUGGUCUUCCUCCCACCAACGGAAAUCCUGUUCUUGGAUACCUUGGCCGUCACGGUAAGAUCGUUCAAAAGCGCGUACCUCUAGACGCUCCCCAAUCCCUCAACCACGAAGAAUCAGGCUUCAUCUUCACCGCUCCAAAGAGCAACCUCGCGUACUCUCGUGUUUCGCAGGACUUCAACCCGAUCCAUGUCUCGCCCGCAUUCGCCCGCUACGCCGGUCUUCCAAAUUGCAUCACACACGGCAUGCAUACUAGUGCCAUUAUUCGCAGCAUCUGCGAAAUGCGAUGUGCGGAAAGCAGCGCAGAAGUCCACCUCGGCUCUAUGAAACGCUUCAGCGCGUCGUUUAGCGGGAUGAUCCAGCCCGGUGACAAGAUUGAGGUUAGCAUCGAGCAUGUAGCCAUGUUUGAGGGCCUCAAGGUCAUCACCAUCGAAGCGCGGAAUGUCGAUACUGAGGAGAAGGUUUUCGUAGGUGAGUGCGAGGUCGAACAAUCGGAGACUGCGUAUGUCUUUACUGGUCAGGGAAGCCAGGAGAUGGGAAUGGGUAUGGAUCUUUAUGAGAGCAGUCCCGUUGCCAGGGCUGUCUGGGAGAGAGCGGAUAAGCAUUUUGAUGAGACAUAUGGAUUCCGCUUAACCGAUAUCGUAAAGAAGAACCCAAAACAACUCACCGUCCACUUCGGCGGCCGCCGCGGGGCCAUCAUCCGCCAGAACUACCUCAAAAUGACUUAUGACUCCUACGAUAAGGCUGGCAACAAGACCACGAAGCGAUUCUUCGAUAUCCACGAGCGAAGCGCUUCUUACACUUACCGCUCGCCCGCUGGCCUCCUCUUCUCGACUGAAUUCGCCCAGCCCGCUCUCACUGUCAUGGAAAAAGCUGCCUUCGAGGACAUGGCCGCCAAAGGCCUCAUCUCGCAGAACAGCAUGUACGCCGGUCACUCUCUUGGCGAGUAUGCGGCUCUCUGCGCAAUUGCGAAUAUGAUGCCACUCGAGCAAAUCCUCUCCAUCGUCUUCUACCGCGGGCUAUCGAUGCAAGUCGCCGUCGAGCGAGACGAACAAGGCCGCUCGGAGUUCGGCAUGAUGGCUGUAGACCCUAGUCGCGUCACCCCAUCCUUCGAGAUCAAGGACCUCGAAGCCACCGUCUCAAACAUCAGCAACACGACGGCAUCACUGCUUGAGAUCGUAAACUACAACGUCGCCCAGCGCCAGUACGUCUGCGCGGGCACGCUGACAAACCUCCACCUCUUGACUACUGUUUUGAAUACCCUCGCUGGAUCUCCGAAAGCCAAGCAUGACGCUGCGUCUAUCUCUGCUCUCAUAGUAACACAUGCCGCAAAUGUCGCUGCCGGACCUCCCAUCACUACAUUAGCACGAGGCAAAGCGACCAUCCCGCUCACCGGCAUCGACGUCCCAUUCCACAGCUCCUUCCUGCGGCCAAACCUGUCCGCCUUCCGCGAAGUCCUAGAAGCCAAUAUCAUUGCCAAUAAGCUCGAUCCGCAGAAGCUGAUCGGUCGCUACGUGCCGAAUGUCACCGCGCGACCAUUCGAGCUGACAAAGGAGGCUUUUGAGUACGCGUAUGCGGCGACGGGAAGCGAGCGCCUGAAGAAAGUCUUGGACGAUUGGGAGCCGGAGGCGCUGGUACCCGCGAUUGCGGUGGGUGGAAGGUUAGGGAGGCUGGCAACGUGGACGAGAUUCAUUGAAUAUCAAAGCGCUGAGGGUAUACCAUAUCGUGGGUGGGUCGAGGAAGAAAGUCACCAGCCGAUCACGGACCUCGAUAUCAAGAAGAAGUACGAGCAGCACAUUCUGAAGCACAGCGGCAUUCGCUUCUUUGAUGCUCGUUCGUUAGAUAGCCCGGACCCAUCUGCUCGGCAGGUCCUUCACGAGAUCGACCUACAGGCUGAUUUCGCGCCUUUUAAGGUUUCCAACGAUACCGCCACAGACCUGAUCAGGGAGCACGGAAACAAGGAUGCGAUCACCGACGUGGAGGACCACUGUGUUGUAGUUCUCAAGAAGGGUGCCCGUCUCAUGGUCCCUAAGGCUUUGGUUUUCGACCGCACCGUUGGAGGCCAGGUUCCUACCGGGUGGUCCGCAAGAACAUACGGUAUUGCUGAGGAUAUUAUUAACCAAGUUGAUCCUGCAACACUAUAUGCUUUAGUGUGCACCGCUGAGGCUUUAUUAUCUGCCAGUAUUACCGACCCCUACAAAUUUUAUAAGUACAUCCACGUUUCUCAGCUCGGUGUCGCUGUCGGAUCCGGCUACGGCGGAGCUGCAUUGUUGCAGGGUAUCUACAAAGAGCGAUUUCUAGAUAGACCUAUUCAAAAUGAUGUGCUGGCUGAAUCCUUCAUUAAUACCGGCAGUGCAUGGAUCAAUAUGCUUCUGCUCUCCUCCUCCGGACCCAACAUCACGCCCGUUGGCGCGUGUGCAACCGCACUAGAGUCGCUUGACGUGGGCUUCGAGCUCAUUUCCAGCGGCAAAGCGAAAGCUGUACUUGUUGGUGGCUACGAUUACUUAGCUAAAGAUGUUGCGUACGAGUUCGCCAAUAUGAAGGCAACCAUCAGCAGCGAUACAGACAUGGCCCGCGGCAGGGAUCCUCAGGAGAUGUCUCGACCUGCCACUUCAACUAGGGGCGGGUUUGUUGAGUCUGAAGGCUGCGGCAUCCAGGUUCUCACCACCGCAAAGCUCGCGCUUGAAAUGGGGCUAGCCGUCCGGGGUAUCAUGGCGGUGAGCCGGACGGCUAGUUAGCGACAAGGCCGGCAGAUCACUGCCUCGAGGCUGUAUUCAAAGCCAUUCUCGCCACACACAAAACCUAUG
Mytilinidion resinicola is the source of this 7323-nucleotide messenger RNA. RefSeq lists its product as uncharacterized. Gene Ontology annotation, molecular function: enoyl-[acyl-carrier-protein] reductase (NADH) activity; 3-oxoacyl-[acyl-carrier-protein] synthase activity; fatty acid synthase activity. Gene Ontology annotation, cellular component: fatty acid synthase complex. Lineage: Eukaryota; Fungi; Ascomycota; Dothideomycetes; Mytilinidiales; Mytilinidiaceae. Gene Ontology annotation, biological process: long-chain fatty acid biosynthetic process. The coding region runs from base 1 to 7254 and encodes 2417 amino acids. The transcript is spliced from 5 exons. The record is from RefSeq and is a predicted model, not a curated record.